Molecule: messenger RNA, 798 nt
Organism: Exophiala dermatitidis NIH/UT8656
Lineage: Eukaryota; Fungi; Ascomycota; Eurotiomycetes; Chaetothyriales; Herpotrichiellaceae
Exons: 1
Coding region: 1-798 (265 amino acids)
Source: RefSeq, a predicted model, not a curated record
AUGUUCAGCCUGCGGAAAGCACUCGUGUUCAGCACGUUGGUGCUCGGCGUCUUCAGUUCACCAAGGCACACGGAGGAGGAUGACAAGUCAUUAGUCAAUUGGGAAGCUUUCCAAGCACUCCUCGACACAAUCGACCCGAGCUCUCUACAUUCCGUGCUGCAUGCACUGGCCCCGAAGUUUCAAGAUGGUGUGUUCAGCAAGGACCGGGCCGCGAUCGAGCACGUCCACUCCGAGAAUCCCGUCAUUGCAAGCAAGCUGGUACAUUUGGCCAAGAAGAGGCAAGUCAGCAACACGACGAUAACGACUACAUCAUCCAAGACAGCCUCGACGCCCGCUCAAAGUAGUGCCGAACAGCAAUCGAGCUCCCGCGCCGCCAGCGUUUCGUCGAUCCUCUCCUCUGCCAUCUACGCUUCCACCGUACCCGGAGCCACGACCGUCACCGUUGCUCCUGCGACACCCACCUCGGCCACGGCGGUUCGUACGAGCGAUGGAGCUGUCGUCUUUAGCACAAUUGGAGGUGGUCUGGUCACAUUGACAUCGUCCGCCGUCGGAGUUCGAUUCACUCCUAGCACGUCCACCCACCUGUACUACACCACUUUGCCCGAUGGUCAAGUCGAGACAUCAACGUCGAUCGUUGUGGUUAAUGCCCCUGUGACGGAAGUUGCGGGUGCUUCUACAGCAGGAUCGGCCGCCACCACCACAUCCAAGCCCGGGCUGCAGAACGAUGCGUCGUCGAAUAAGAUCGCCGGUCCUCUCAUGGCGGUGCUGUGUCUCGGCGGUUGGCUGUUGGCCUUAUAA